GUUGCUUUGCUAUCGUUGGUUGCUAUCAUAAAGUGUUUUAAGUUCCGUAUACACAUUCCUCACUAGAAGUUCUCAGGAAAUUUUUACACGAUUCUGUCACCAAAGUCAUAUUAAAACAUUUAUUUAUAAUGGGCGAUAGCAAAAUUUGUGACAUUAGCGACGAUGUACGUGACGCAUUGAAGAAGUUUCGCUUCCGUAAAAGUACUGCCAACUCUGCACUCAUAUUAAAAGUCGAUCGCGAAAAGCAACUUGUAGUUUUAGAUGAACUCUUGGAGGACAUCUCCGUCGAUGAGUUGCAAGAAACACUGCCAGGACAUCAGCCUCGAUAUAUCAUUUAUACAUACAAAAUGAUACAUGAUGACCAAAGAAUUUCAUACCCUAUGUGUUUCAUAUUUUACACGCCGCGCGAUAGUCAGAUUGAACUACAAAUGAUGUAUGCUUGCACCAAAAGUGCCCUCCAGCGCGAGGUCGAUUUGACACGCGUCUACGAAAUACGAGAAUUAGAUGAACUGACCGAGGAGUGGCUCAGGGAAAAACUUAAGUAGAAAAUCAAGAGUUUUAACUACAAAUAUCCAGAUAAGCAAUAUUGUGUAUAAGUUCGUUGGGUACAUAUGUAGCGUCAAUAGAACUAAGGUUUUACCAACGAUUUUACACCAAAUACAUGUGUCUAAAAAUAUAAAUGCAAAAUAUGCAUAAAUCAAGUAUAAAUAAUGAAUAGCAGGGAAAGUACCCCAAAGUAAAAUAUUUUAUUUUUU
Rhagoletis pomonella (apple maggot) is the source of this 755-nucleotide messenger RNA. It is a transcript of the gene GMF, whose product is annotated as glia maturation factor beta. The transcript is spliced from 4 exons. Gene Ontology annotation, biological process: negative regulation of Arp2/3 complex-mediated actin nucleation; actin filament debranching. Bases 129 to 545 code for a protein of 138 amino acids. Gene Ontology annotation, molecular function: actin binding; Arp2/3 complex binding. The record is from RefSeq and is a predicted model, not a curated record. Lineage: Eukaryota; Metazoa; Arthropoda; Insecta; Diptera; Tephritidae. Gene Ontology annotation, cellular component: actin cortical patch.